Molecule: messenger RNA, 1570 nt
Organism: Zingiber officinale
Lineage: Eukaryota; Viridiplantae; Streptophyta; Magnoliopsida; Zingiberales; Zingiberaceae
Product: serine--glyoxylate aminotransferase-like
Exons: 6
Coding region: 229-1434 (401 amino acids)
Cellular component (GO): peroxisome
Molecular function (GO): L-serine:pyruvate transaminase activity; L-alanine:glyoxylate transaminase activity
Source: RefSeq, a predicted model, not a curated record
CACACUUGUUGUACGCCUCAGGAUUCCUCUUAUCCACCGCGCGUGGCCCAGCUGACACCGCUGUGCGUUGGCGCCUCUCCGUCACUAUACAAACUGAGCCACUGCUCUCGCCUCGCCUCACCUCACCUUCUCUCUUUCCACGACGGGAAGACGUAGUUCGAAGGUGUGCUCAUAGCAGUCAUCUGGGCAUAAUCAUCCUUCCAUCGCAAGAAAUUCACUGGAAAGAAAAUGGACUUCGUCUAUGGACCUGGGAGGAACCACCUCUUUGUUCCAGGACCAGUUAAUAUUCCUGAGCCAGUGAUACGUGCAAUGAACAGGAAUAAUGAGGAUUAUCGCUCACCUGCAGUGCCUGCAUUAACAAAGACUCUUCUAGAGGAUGUUAAGAAGAUCUUCAAGACGACUAUUGGAACACCAUUCAUUAUCCCAACAACAGGUACUGGGGCUUGGGAGAGUGCACUUACUAAUACUUUAUCACCUGGUGAUAAGAUUGUGACUUUUCUCAUUGGACAAUUUAGUCUUCUCUGGAUCGAUCAACAAAAGCGCCUUAAUUUCGAUGUCGAUGUUAUUGAGAGUGAUUGGGGACAAGGUGCCAAUCUUGACGUAUUGGCUUCUAAACUGCAAACUGAUUGGUCUCACUCAAUCAAGGCUGUGUGCAUUGUUCACAAUGAGACAGCAACCGGCGUUACCAACAAUUUGGCAUUCGUAAGGAAAUUGCUUGAUGAGUACAGGCAUCCUGCACUGCUCCUUGUUGAUGGAGUCUCAUCGAUAUGUGCUCUCGACUUCCGCAUGGAUGAGUGGGGAGUUGAUGUCGCUUUGACUGGAUCACAGAAGGCUCUUUCAAUGCCUACUGGGAUGGGAAUUCUGUGUGCCAGUCCUAAAGCUCUCGAAGCCACUAAGACUGCUAAGUCUCUUAGAGUUUUCUUUGACUGGAAUGACUACAUAAAGUUCUACAAACUGGGAACUUAUUGGCCCUACACACCUUCCAUCCAACUGCUAUAUGGACUUAGAGCUUCCCUUGAUCUCAUAUUCGAAGAGGGUCUUGACAAUGUGAUAGCCCGGCACAACCGGCUCGGAAAAGCAACAAGACUUGCUGUUGAGGCUUGGGGCUUGAAGAACUGCACACAGAAGCAAGAGUGGUUCAGUGAUACUGUCACUGCUGUGGUAGUUCCUUCUUACAUUAACAGUUCGGAUAUCGUGAAGAGAGCUUGGGAGAGAUACAACUUAAGCUUAGGAUUGGGCCUCAACAAAGUAGCUGGCAAAGUGUUCAGGAUAGGGCAUUUGGGCAACCUUAACGAUAUUCAAUUGCUGGGUUGUCUGAGUGGUGUGGAAAUGGUACUCAGAGAUGUAGGCUACCCAGUCAAGCUAGGAAGUGGAGUUGGUGCAGCAGCUGCUUAUCUUCAGAACACUAUUCCCAUGAUACCUUCUCGGAUAUAAGAACAAUAAGAAGUCGAAUACUUAAUGAACUCCUGAAUUCUCAAAGUAGAUGUAUAUUUGUGAAUUACUAUCUCUGUAUCAAUUAAACUUAUGUUGAAAGUAAUAUUGACACAAAUGAAAGAGCAGUAUCGUUGUU